Molecule: messenger RNA, 884 nt
Organism: Morone saxatilis (striped sea-bass)
Lineage: Eukaryota; Metazoa; Chordata; Actinopteri; Moronidae
Product: sulfate anion transporter 1-like
Biological process (GO): transmembrane transport
Cellular component (GO): membrane
Molecular function (GO): oxalate transmembrane transporter activity; bicarbonate transmembrane transporter activity; chloride transmembrane transporter activity
Source: RefSeq, a predicted model, not a curated record
CAGUGUGAGCAAAGGUCUGCUCUUAUCUUACUAUUUAUCCAGCAGAGAUUAUCACAGUCACAUCCACUGCUGUCUGACUGCUCAGAUGAAAUCCGAGAGAGAAAGAGAAAGAGAAAAAGAGACACAUAUACAGAGUGGAAGAUAAUGAUAGAAAAUGAGAAUAAGUUAAGGCAGUCGUCACAGAACUGAUUUAAAUACAACUCAUCAGAGACUUGUGGUCCGUUUGUCCCUGUGGCAGUGACUCUGGAGGCACACAGCUGACCGCAUUAUCCACUUCCCCUCUCUCUUCCUCUCACCGUGCUGCCUCCUCUCCCUCCCUACACCAUGGAGGAGGUCACCAAGGAGACAACACCUGCCCCGCUACCUCUCCUGGAACGGCGCGUUCGCCAGCGCCAGCCCACAGUUUCAGUCCUCAAAUCCAAGCUGAAGCAGGGUGUGACCUGCUCCGUGCCCAGAGUCCGAUCCACCCUGACCGGGUUCUUCCCUGUGGUGAGCUGGCUGCCUAAAUAUAAGCUCAGAGAGUACAUCUGGGGCGAUACAAUGUCAGGUGUGAUUGUUGGUAUCAUCUUGGUACCACAGGCCAUUGCAUACUGCCUACUGGCAGGAGUGAAGCCCAUCUAUGGUUUAUACACCUCAUUUUAUGCCAACAUCAUCUACUUCCUCAUGGGGACAUCCAGACAUGUCUCUGUGGGGAUCUUCAGCCUCAUGAGCCUCAUGGUCGGACAGGUGGUGGAUAAAGAGCUGUUCCUGGCAGGUUUUGACCUCAAUGAGGAAUCAACACAGUCUGGGCCUGAUAUGUUUAAUGCCACACUAGGAUCUAACCUCACAGCUGGUACACUUCACAGUGUGGAGUUAAUGGGAGUGCAGUGUGGGAAGGAGUGUUA